GAUAGUUGUUUUCUAUGACUGUCAUACAUUGAUGUAGAUAUAAAUCAGCUAUUUUUAAUCUGAUGUGGAAGACCAUUAAAGGCAAAAUGGCAGAGUCCAGUGUUCAUAGUAAUCCAAGGAUGAGAAAAUUCUUCACUGUUGUUAGUGGCAUUACCUUGGAUUCUCAUAAGGACUUUUUGAAACAACUCACCAUGCAACAAGACUUUACUGAAGUGAGGACCCUGGAGGAGAGUGAUGUCAUCAUGACUUUCUGUCCUAUCGUCAGUCGUGCUGGGAUUGAUAUUGAAGCAGCACUGAAGGAGAUACCAACUGGUAAACGUGUUGUUUUGGUGGUGCUGCAUCAUUCCUUCAACCCAGACUGCACAGUACCUAACAGUAGCAGACUGGUGACCAGUCAUGAUAUACUAACAGUGGACUGUCUGUUCCAUGAGAACCAUGGACUACUGGACUGUCCUCGCAAUAAAGAAGCAGUCGCUACGAUUUGGAGGAGUCUAAACAUACAGCCAAAGGUACAGGAUCUGAUGACUGAAGGGAGAAGCAAGAUGACUGGCAAAAUGGCAGAGUCCAGUUUUCAUAGUAAUCCAAGGAUGAGAAAAUUCUUCACUGUUGUUAGUGGCAAUACCUUGGCUUCUCAUGAGGACUUUUUUGAAACAACUCACCAUGCAACAAGACUUUACUGAAGUGAGGACCCUGGAGGAGAGUGAUGUCAUCAUGACUUUCUGUCCUAUCGUCAGUCGUGCUGGGACUGAUAUUGAAGCAGCACUGAAGGAGAUACCAACUGGUAAACGUGUUGUUUUGGUGGUGCUGCAUCAUUCCUUCAACCCAGACUGCACAGUACCUAACAGUAGCAUACUGGUGACCAGACAUGAUAUACUAACAGUGGACUGUCUGUUCCAUGAGAACCAUGGACUACUGGACUGUCCUCGCAAUAAAGAAGCAGUCGCUACGAUUUGGAGGAGUCUAAACAUACAGCCAAAGGUACAGGAUCUGAUGACUGAAGGGAGAAGCAAGAUGACUGGCAAAAUGGCAGAGUCCAGUUUUCAUAGUAAUCCAAGGAUGAGAAAAUUCUUCACUGUUGUUAGUGGCAAUACCUUGGCUUCUCAUGAGGACUUUUUGAAACAACUCACCAUGCAACAAGACUUUACUGAAGUGAGGACCCUGGAGGAGAGUGAUGUCAUCAUGACUUUCUGUCCUAUCCUCAGUCGUGCUGGGACUGAUAUUGAAGCAGCACUGAAGGAGAUACCAACUGGUAAACGUGUUGUUUUGGUGGUGCUGCAUCAUUCCUUCAACCCAGACUGCACAGUAACUAACAGUAGCAUACUGGUGACCAGACAUGAUAUACUAACAGUGGACUGUCUGUUCCAUGAGAACCAUGGACUACUGGACUGUCCUCGCAAUAAAGAAGCAGUCGCUACGAUUUGGAGGAGUCUAAACAUACAGCCAAAGGUACAGGAUCUGAUGACUGAAGGGAGAAGCAAGAUGACUGGCAAAAUGGCAGAGUCCAGUUUUCAUAGUAAUCCAAGGAUGAGAAAAUUCUUCACUGUUGUUAGUGGCAAUACCUUGGCUUCUCAUGAGGACUUUUUGAAACAACUCACCAUGCAACAAGACUUUACUGAAGUGAGGACCCUGGAGGAGAGUGAUGUCAUCAUGACUUUCUGUCCUAUCGUCAGUCGUGCUGGGACUGAUAUUGAAGCAGCACUGAAGGAGAUACCAACUGGUAAACGUGUUGUUUUGGUGGUGCUGCAUCAUUCCUUCAACCCAGACUGCACAGUAACUAACAGUAGCAUACUGGUGACCAGACAUGAUAUACUAACAGUGGACUGUCUGUUCCAUGAGAACCAUGGACUACUGGACUGUCCUCGCAAUAAAGAAGCAGUCGCUACGAUUUGGAGGAGUCUAAACAUACAGCCAAAGGUACAGGAUCUGAUGACUGAAGGGAGAAGCAAGAUGACUGGCAAAAUGGCAGAGUCCAGUGUUCAUGGUAAUCCAAGGAUGAGAAAAUUCUUCACUGUUGUUAGUGGCAAUACCUUGGCUUCUCAUAAGGACUUUUUGAAACAACUCACUAUGCAACGAGACUUUACUGAAGUGAGGACCCUGGAGGAGAGUGAUGUCAUCAUGACUUUCUGUCCUAUCGUCAGUCAUGCUGGGACUGAUAUUGAAGCAGCACUGCAGGAGAUACCAACUGGUAAACGUGUUGUUUUGGUGGUGCUGCAUUAUUCCUUCAACCCAGACUGCACAGUACCUAACAGUAGCAGACUGGUGACCAGACAUGAUAUACUAACAGUGGACUGUCUGUUCCAUGAGAACCAUGGACUACUGGACUGUCCUCGCAAUAAAGAAGCAGUCGCUACGAUUUGGAGGAGUCUAAACAUACAGCCAAAGCAGAGACUACUGGACUUUCCUCAGAAUAAAGAAGCAGUUGCUACGAUUUGGAGGAGUCUAAACAUACAGUCAAAGGUACAGGAUCGGAUGACUGAAUGGAGAAGCAAGAUGACUGGCAAAAUGGCAGAGUCCAGUGUUCAUAGUAAUCCAAGGAUGAGAAAAUUCUUCACUGUUGUUAGUGGCAAUACCUUGGCUUCUCAUAAGGACUUUUUGAAACAACUCACCAUGCAACGAGACUUUACUGAAGUGAGGACCCUGGAGGAGAGUGAUGUCAUCAUGACUUUCUGUCCUAUCGUCAGUCGUGCUGGGACUGAUAUUGAAGCAGCACUGAAGGAGAUACCAACUGGUAAACGUGUUGUUCUGGUGGUGCUGCAUCAUUACUUCAACCCAGACUGCACAGUACCUAACAGUAGCAGACUGGUGACCAGACAUGAUAUACUAACAGUGGACUGUCUGUUCCAUGAGAACCAUGGACUACUGGACUGUCCUCGCAAUAAAGAAGCAGUCGCUACGAUUUGGAGGAGUCUAAACAUACAGCCAAAGGUACAGGAUCUGAUGACUGAAGGGAGAAGCAAGAUGACUGAUUCUGCACCUAAACCGAAGAAUCGGUUGUGACGGGAUGGAAUGUACAGGAUAAAGAGCAGCAAAACAUAUCCUUAGCCUUACACGAGAUAAUCAGUGAAAAGUUUGGAGAAGAAUCCUGAAUGCAGGUGUAAAUUCAACGCUCAUGAAGGUGUCUAUAAGCAUUGAUGUCGGAUGUCAUAAAUUCUCAUGUAUACCCAUUUAAUAAUGUGUUACCCAUAAAGGAUAUAUUCUACAGUUACAUAUAUCACAUUGUGAAUAUGGUCGUGGCCUUGUAUCAUUUUAAGAUGUAAAUGGUUCAUUCGUUUAUUGUUGUUCAGUAAACUUUUGUUUUUAUCAGAGUUGCACUAAUGUGUCAUAUACUCUUGAUGUCAAUGAGGAACGAACUGAAAUCUAAAAGAUUAUGUUAUCACGUGAGCCUAA
Coregonus clupeaformis (lake whitefish) is the source of this 3387-nucleotide messenger RNA. RefSeq lists its product as uncharacterized. The record is from RefSeq and is a predicted model, not a curated record. NCBI's taxonomy places the organism in Eukaryota, Metazoa, Chordata, Actinopteri, Salmoniformes, Salmonidae. The transcript is spliced from 28 exons. The coding region runs from base 634 to 2997 and encodes 787 amino acids.